Molecule: messenger RNA, 1743 nt
Organism: Camellia sinensis
Lineage: Eukaryota; Viridiplantae; Streptophyta; Magnoliopsida; Ericales; Theaceae
Product: sulfate/thiosulfate import ATP-binding protein, putative (DUF506)
Source: RefSeq, a predicted model, not a curated record
UCAUAAACUUAUCAAACUAUUUUGUGGAAUAUUCCUUGGUAAAUUCCUUGGAAUUAUACUUCUUUUUUUAAAAAAAAAAAAGCACACCCAAUCCCAACUCCUUUUAUAAGCUCCUGAAAUAUUCUUCCCCUUCUUGCAUAACCAUGCUGAAAGCUGAAUGACCUGUUUUGAAAGCACACUUAUCUUCUUAAGCUACUUUUGGGAAAAACACUUUUAACCUGAAAAUGGCUGCUUUUGCGAGAGCGAAGCGAGUCACGGACCCGCUUAACGAUAAAGUCAAGGCUCGAAUCGUCGGUAACUUCCGGUUUGAACCGGUUUACGUUAGCAGCGGAAGCGAACACGGCGGCGAGAACUCCGGCUACGACGACUCCCCGUGUCUCUCCGAUCUCGUCCACGGCUUUCUCGAGGACGACGCCGGAGUAGCUGAGUCGCCGGAGUAUGAUUCCGAUUCGGAGCGCGAUAUAUCAAUGUCUGAUCCGACGGACGUGAUUGAGGACCUGGUAAAUCCGGCGGUCAUGAUCAAUAUAGAUUCGUUCAGGAAUGCACUGUUAGCUCAUGUAUCGAAUGCUAUGGCGGUGUUCUCGUGUGCGAGAUCGAACAAACCUGUUUUUAGCCGGAACGUGAUGGCUUUUCUCAGAAAUUUAGGAUACAAUGCGGCAAUUUGCAAGACGAAGUGGGAGAGCUCCGGCGGACUCACCUCCGGUAACUACGAGUUCAUCGAUGUGGUUCGGUUAGAGUCCGGUACGUCGCAAUCGCACCGGUACUUCGUGGAUCUCGAUUUCGCCGGAGAGUUCGUGAUCGCGAGGCCUACUCGGCACUACGAGCUUCUAUUACAGACCUUGCCUGAGGUUUUCGUAGGGAGGAUUGAGGAUUUGAAGCAGAUCGUGAAGGCCAUGAGCGACGCAGCGAAGCGGUCUCUGAAAAGCAGAGGUCUAAGCCUCCCUCCGUGGAGAAAAAACCGUUACAUGCAGAACAAGUGGUUCGGUUCACACCGCCGGACGGUGAAUGUGAUUCCGGCGAACUCGCAGUCACUUCCGCCGCCGACGAACCCUAGUUUCGCCGUCAAGUGUCGUUCCGUAGGAUUUGACGCCGUUAACGGCAGUUUGUUCGUCCCCGCGACUACUCGCACAAGAUAACACCGUAUUUAUUUUAAUCCAAUUAAAUAAAUAAAUAAAGUAUUUAAAACCCGUCGUUUUGUUGUACAUAUUUGUUGACUGUACGCGGCGAACCCACAUCGUCUACGUGGCUGCCCAAUAUGUCAGGUUUAUCAUGGUUAGACAGGUCAUCACUAUGAACGGCUGGAUGGUUGGAGAGGCGUUAAUCACUAAAUCUAAUGCCUUUCGAUAUGUGGACCCCAAUGCUUUUGCUAUGCGGGCCCAGUGUUCACACAAAAAAUUUGUUUGAUGUGACGUAUGAUUGGAUGUUUCUGACAAGAGAACUUGGGACAGGUGGUGCCUAUCCAUGGUCGUGAGUGUACCAUAUUAUUUCUGAGAGCAUUUGAAGAGGAGGGUGAUAAUGUUUGUGGGGUCGUACGUGUUUGGAUAACGUUUUUUAGUAUACGGGAUAAGGCUUAAUUACCUUUGGUCACUGUUGUCCUUUGUUGGGGCUAAGUCUUGAAGUGGUUGAAGUAGUGUAUGACUGUGUUUGUUUAGGAGAUUGUGCAUUUGAUUAGAUUAUGUAUAUCAUGUUUGUUUCGAUCCAUGAUUGUGGAGUGAAUUAUCAAAUUUUGUUAAUUUGUGAGAA